This is a messenger RNA of Phycomyces blakesleeanus NRRL 1555(-), 834 nucleotides long. RefSeq lists its product as hypothetical. The annotation marks the transcript as partial. The transcript is spliced from 3 exons. Gene Ontology annotation, molecular function: glutaminyl-peptide cyclotransferase activity; zinc ion binding. The record is from RefSeq and is a predicted model, not a curated record. Lineage: Eukaryota; Fungi; Mucoromycota; Mucoromycetes; Mucorales; Phycomycetaceae.
CUUUCACCUUUGCUCGUCCCGCGCGUUUCAGGAACGCCUGGGAACACUAGAGUGCGCGAAUUUAUUGUGAAUCACUUUCAACAGCUUGGUUGGCAUGUCGAACUGGAUUCUUUUGUAGAUUACACACCUAUGGGUCCUACAAAGUUUACAAAUAUUAUUGUAACCAAAAACCCAAAUUCUGAUCAUCAUCUUGUGAUGGGGGCUCAUUUUGAUUCAAAAUACUAUCCUGACUUUGAGUUUAUUGGCGCUACAGACUCUGCUGUGCCUUGUGCAAUUCUAAUGGAUGUAGCAACUACAAUGAACGAUUUGUUGGAUCAGCAACCGCCAAAACAAAAAUCACUUCAAUUGAUCUUUUUUGACGGCGAAGAGGCUGUCAGAGAAUGGAGCAGCACGGACUCUAUUUAUGGUGCACGGCAAGUUAUUGUUAUCCGAAGGGGUAAUCGAUUGGACCAAAUAGAGCUCUUGGUCUUACUUGAUCUUUUGGGGACUCCCAAUCCUAGCAUCAACAAUUAUUACAGGGACACCAAUCGGUUGUUCUACCGUCUCCUGAGUCUCGAGAAGCGUCUCUUGGCCAAUUCACUUUUGGCUACGGUGGCCGAAGAUGGAACAGAACUUAGGCCGGUAUUUAACCCGAAAUCGUCUAUGACCUUCCGAGGCGAAAUGAUCGGCGACGACCAUACUCCGUUUCUUCAAAGAGGUGUAGAAGUACUCCAUAUCAUUCCGUUUCCGUUUCCUUCUGUUUGGCAUAAUCCCGGGGACAUGUCAGAGUGUAUCGAUCCCAACGUCGUACUUAACUUUGCGGUUAUAUUUCGUGCGUUUGUUGCUGAAUAUUUA